ACACGAUAGAGAUAAAUAAAGCUUUUCUUUUGUGUGAAGGACAAAGAAGAAUAAGAGAGCAAAUUAAUUCAAUGAACAUAUCUGUUCUUUUACCUUCUCUCUUGUUUUACAAUUCACAAUAGAGAGAGAAAUAAAGCUCUGCUUUUUUGUGAAGGACAAAGAAGAAGAAGAAGAAGAAGAGAGCCAGCAAAUUCAAUGGACAUAGCUCCGAUGAUGGCACCGAUGAGGAUGACGGAGAUGUGGGCGAUGAUAGGCUCAACCAUUGCCAGUUUCAUGUUCUUUUGGGCCAUCAUAAGCCAAUACUGUCCCUACGAGGUCCGUCACUACUUGUCAGCAUAUACUCAGAGAAUCAAGGGCUACUUCUACCCCUAUAUCCAGAUUUCAAUCUACGAGUUCACCGGAACCCGGCUCAAGCGCAGUGAAGCCUACUCGGCGGUGGAGGCCUACCUCAGCGUGAAUUCGUCCACAAAUGCUAAGAGGCUUAAGGCUGAGAUGGGAAAGGACAGCAGCAAGUUGGUUUUAAGCAUGGACGAACAUGAAAAAGUGACUGAUGAAUUUCGUGGCGUGAAGGUCCGGUGGGUUUUGACUAAAAUCGUGUCACCGGCGAGGACCACGACGACGUUCUAUCAGGAGCCGGAGAGAAGGUAUUACAAGCUCAAGUUCCACAAGCGGCAUAGGGAGUUGAUAUCUGAGGCUUAUUUGGACCAUGUAUUGAAGAAAGGGAAGGAAGUCAGGAUCAAAAACAGACAGAAGAAGCUUUACACAAACAGUCCUACUUAUAAGUAUUCAUACGUCAAGAAGAGUAUGUGGAGUCACAUUGUGUUUGAGCAUCCUGCAACGUUUGAGACAAUGGCGAUGGAGCCGGAGAAGAAGCAGGAGAUUGUUGAAGAUCUAUUGACGUUCAGCCAGAGUAAGGAUUUUUAUUCAAGAAUCGGGAAGGCGUGGAAAAGGGGAUAUCUACUUUAUGGUCCACCGGGGACCGGGAAAUCGACAAUGAUCGCUGCAAUGGCGAAUUUGUUGAGUUAUGAUUUGUAUGAUCUGGAGCUCACAGCAGUGACGGACAAUACAGAGCUGAGGAAGCUUCUGAUUGAGACUACGAGUAAGUCCAUUAUAGUAAUCGAGGAUAUUGACUGCUCUCUUGAUCUUACAGGACAGCGGAAAAAGAAGAUUGAGAAAUCUUCCGAUGAUGAUGAAAAUGAGAAGGCCAAGCAGGAGGAAAUUGCUUUGGAAGAGGCCAGGGAAGCGAUGCGAAGCAAAGUCACCCUUUCGGGGCUCUUGAAUUUCAUUGAUGGGAUCUGGUCUGCCUGUGGAGGGGAGCGGAUUGUGGUGUUUACAACAAAUUAUGUGGAGAAGCUGGACCCUGCUCUGAUAAGAAGAGGGCGGAUGGAUAAGCAUAUUGAGCUUUCCUACUGCAGUUUUGAGGGAUUUAAAGUGCUUGCGAAAAAUUACCUGAUGCUGGAAACACAUCCAAUGUUUGAAUCGAUUGAAGGUUUGAUGAAGGAGAUUAAGAUUACACCGGCUGACGUGGCAGAGAACCUGAUGCCCAAGUCCCCGAGAGAAGGUGCAGAGAAAUGCCUUUCGAACUUGAUCCGAGCUCUUGAGGAUGUGAAGAAGGAAGCAGCUGCCGCGCUUGUGAUGAAAGCCGAAGAGGAAGUAAAAGACAAGGAAUUGGAAGCAGCUGCUUCUGUGAAGAAAACUGAAGAGGAAGUAAAAGGCAAGGAAUUGGAAAAGGAAGAUGCUUAGUGAUAUCACCAAGAUAAGCUAAACUACUAUGAAAUAACAACAUAGUUAUGUUAUUCAAAUCAUUCUCAUUUAGAAUUAUAUGUUUACUUUUUGCAAUGCUAA
This is a messenger RNA of Cornus florida, 1845 nucleotides long. RefSeq names its product AAA-ATPase ASD, mitochondrial-like. The transcript has a single exon. Gene Ontology annotation, molecular function: ATP binding; ATP hydrolysis activity. Lineage: Eukaryota; Viridiplantae; Streptophyta; Magnoliopsida; Cornales; Cornaceae. The record is from RefSeq and is a predicted model, not a curated record. Bases 196 to 1743 code for a protein of 515 amino acids.